Molecule: messenger RNA, 1152 nt
Organism: Arctia plantaginis
Lineage: Eukaryota; Metazoa; Arthropoda; Insecta; Lepidoptera; Erebidae
Source: the annotation of a GenBank genome assembly
AUGUGGAGUUAUGUUUUAGUAACGUUACUCAAGACAUACGCGAUUUCCGGAAAGACUAUCGCUAAUCAAAGUCUAAAUUGGCGGAGUCUUAGAACGAUGGCAGUGCCGAGUAGAGCGCGGGUAUAUGCCGAUGUCAACUCACAACGUCCUCGAGAAUACUGGGACUAUGAAAGUUACGUCGUGGACUGGGGUAACCAAGAAGACUACCAGUUAGUGCGUAAGCUUGGGCGUGGAAAGUACAGUGAAGUAUUUGAGGCAAUAAAUAUCACAAAUAACGAAAAGUGUGUAGUUAAAAUAUUGAAGCCUGUUAAAAAGAAGAAGAUUAAAAGAGAAAUAAAAAUAUUAGAAAACUUAAGAGGAGGCACAAAUAUAAUUACAUUACAAGCUGUAGUCAAAGACCCUGUUUCUCGUACUCCAGCGCUCAUUUUUGAACAUGUGAACAAUACUGAUUUUAAACAACUGUACCAGACUUUGUCAGAUUAUGAUAUAAGAUAUUAUUUGUAUGAGCUGUUGAAGGCAUUAGAUUACUGCCACAGUAUGGGCAUUAUGCAUAGGGAUGUGAAACCUCACAAUGUGAUGAUUGACCAUGAUCACAGAAAGUUACGUCUGAUUGACUGGGGGUUAGCAGAGUUCUACCACCCAGGACAAGAUUAUAAUGUUCGUGUUGCUUCUAGAUAUUUUAAGGGUCCAGAGCUCUUGGUGGAUUAUCAAAUGUAUGAUUAUUCAUUGGAUAUGUGGUCGCUAGGAUGUAUGUUAGCCUCCAUGAUCUUCCGUAAGGAGCCAUUUUUCCAUGGUCAUGACAAUUAUGAUCAACUUGUCCGUAUUGCUAAAGUGCUGGGCACUGAGGAGCUAUUCGAAUAUUUGGAUAAAUAUCAUAUAGAAUUGGAUCCCCGAUUUAAUGAUAUUCUUGGGAGGCAUUCUCGCAAACGGUGGGAGCGGUUUGUGCAUUCAGAAAAUCAACAUUUGGUAUCACCUGAAGCAUUAGAUUUCCUAGAUCGUCUGUUACGUUAUGAUCACUAUGAGAGAUAUACUGCUCGUGAAGCAAUGGAUCACCCAUACUUUUAUCCAAUUGUAAAGGAGCAGGGGCGAAUGGUUUCAUCCAGUUCUCCAACUCCAAAUGCAUUGCAAGGACCAAUAAAUACUCCAGAAUAA